GAAAAGCUUAGGAGUUAUACAUGGGAUGCUAAAGCAGUGAUAGCUUUGGCGGCAUUUGCUUUGGACUACGGUGAAACAUGGCGCCUUUCACUGAUGAAAGCAGCAAGCAAGGAAAACGGAUUGGAGCUUCAUGUGUUCAGGCUCGGAGAAUUUGAUAAUCCCAAACAGCCAAAUGCUGACCUUAUCAGCACUCUGGUUGAUCGCACUUUGCAACUCAUUGAGGGUAUCAUUAAGUUGGAGAAACUCAUUGCUAACAAAGCUUAUAGCGCAAAGGAUGUUCCUGCUUUGUAUAAAGCUCCUCGAGAUCUUUAUACUUAUUGGGCAAUCUUAUCCCUUCUAGCUUGUGCUAAUCAGAUGACUGAAUUGGACUGGCACAUCAAAUCUGAAGUGGUUGGGAGGCUCAAAAUUGUUCUGACACAAUUGAAUGCUGAUCUGGAUGAAAUCAAAAUCCAAAUAGCAAGUAUAGAGGAUUUGACAUGGCGCUUCACUGUCUUCCAAACUUAUUCAGGAAUUUUGGAGCUUUUAAAAGCUCUGAUAUUCCCCAGAGAUAUUAAGCAACUCGAAAUCUUCGAUAACACUGCUCAAGAGUUGGUUAACCACGAAGUGCUGAAGACAAAGAACCUACUAUUGUUCAUUUCUGGUCUUGACAACAUUGAAGAUGAGAUUUCGGCUAUAAAGUCAAUUCACGACUCAUUGACCAAAGACAAAGAUAAACAGGAUUAUAAGAUAUUGUGGAUUCCGGUUGUGGAAAAAUGGAACAACGAUGAGAAGAGUAAGUUUGAGAAGUUGAAAUCUCUGAUGCCAUGGUACGUUGUGCACUACUUUUCACUUAUAAAAGGUUUCAAAGUCCUACAAGAGGAGUGGAACUACCAGGGUAAGCCUAUUGUGGUGGUAACCAAUCCUCGCGGGGAGGUAAUUAACAGAAAUGCAUUGCAUAUGAUUUUUGUGUGGGGCAUUAGAGCUUUUCCCUUUGGAGUUGGGGACAUUGACAAACUUUCCCAGCACUGGAAUUGGUUUUGGACCGAGGCAUUUAAGAUUCAUCCCACUAUUGAACUAUGGGUGACCCAGGAGAACAAGUAUAUCUUCUUUUAUGGAGGUACGGACAUCAAAUGGACACAAACAUUUGGUUCUCUUGUGGAUGACAUAAAAAAGGAUCCAAUUAUGAAGGAGACAGACACUUACAUAGAGCAAUUCAACCUGGGAACAGUUGAUAGUAACAUUACAUCCAAGUUCUGGGUGAACAUAACCAACUCGUUUCUGAGCAAGAUUCAAAAGGAUCACUUUGAGGUUGAUCUUGUCCUCAAAGAUAUACAGACUUUGCUCUCUAUGCAAACUGAGAAGGGAUGGGCUCUUUUGAGUAAAGGGAAGAAUGUACUAGUUAUUGGUUACAAUGAGUCGAUGGUGAAAGUUCUAGAAGACUUCAAAAAGUGGAAGACUAAUGUGGUGGAGUUACAAGGCUUUGACAAUGCAUUCAAACACUACUAUGACCAGAUCAGUACAACCCUUCCUCUUCAUUGUGUCCACUUCCAUUUGGAAAAUAUUCGCUCUGGAGUCCCAUUGAGCAUGGGUUGCCCAGCACCAUCCUGUAAUCUGAAAAUGGAGAUUGAAUCUGUGAAUUACAAGUGCUGCCAUGGGAUACAUUAUGACCAUAUCACUGAAAAUGGUGAAGCUCCCACACUGGUGCCGAAGACCAAUUAA
Gastrolobium bilobum is the source of this 1698-nucleotide messenger RNA. Its product is annotated as protein SIEVE ELEMENT OCCLUSION B-like. The transcript is spliced from 5 exons. Lineage: Eukaryota; Viridiplantae; Streptophyta; Magnoliopsida; Fabales; Fabaceae. Gene Ontology annotation, biological process: phloem development. The record is from RefSeq and is a predicted model, not a curated record. The annotation marks the transcript as partial.